UUUACAGCAGAUAUAUUUCAUCCUAGAUUCAUGGACAAUAGGGCCCAAUGGUUGGAAACCCCAAAACCCUCCCAUCCUCUUCUGCUCGGUUGCACCCUUAUCCUAUUCUAUCACACUGGCCAUAAACAACAAAAACCUCUCUCUCUCUCUCUCUCGCUCGCUCGCUCGCUCUCUCCCUCCCCCCCCCUCAUGGAGGCAAUGCUCAUAAACCCCUCUCUUUCCCACCUCAAGCUCCCUCUUCCAAAACCGAAAUCCCUUCCUUACUUCCAAUUCAUCGCCGCAACCUAUCUCCGCCGAGGCCACCAGCGCCACGGCGGCGUCCGGUCCUUCGCCUUCCAAGACCAAUUCCCGCAGCCCGCAUCUCCAAUCCAACCACGAGAACAGGACAAGGAAGAAGAGGACUACGGAGACGUCAGCCGGAUCAUCGGUAGCCGAACCGUCCGAUCACCUCUCUAUGGCGACGAUGGCUCCGUCUCAACCUCCACCUCCACCGAGUACCUGAUCGAGUGGAAGGAUGGCCACGCCCCCUCCUGGGUCCGCGCCUCCGCCAUCGCUGCCGACGUGGUGGCGGAGUACGAGACACCCUGGUGGACCGCCGCCAGGAAGGCCGACGCCGCCGCCCUCUCGGCCCUCCUCGCCGACGAGUCGGCUGCCCGGGAUCCCGACGCGGAGGACGCCGACGGCCGGACGGCGCUCCACUUCGCGGCGGGGCUGGGGUCGGAGGAGUGCAUCCGGUUGCUGGCGGCAGCGGGGGCGGACGUGGGGCGGCCGGAGCGGGCCGGCGGGGGGCUGACGCCGCUGCACGCGGCUGCGGGGUACGGGCAGGCGGUGGCGGUGCGGGCGCUACUGGAGGUUGGAGCGGACCCAGGGGCGGUGGACGGCCGCGGGAGGACGGCGCUGGAGCUGGCGAGGGAGGUGCUGGCGGCGACACCAGCGGUGGCGUUGGGGAGGCGGGCGGGGCUGGCUGCGGCGGCGGCGGAGCUGGAGGGGGCGGUGUACGAGUGGGCGGAGGUGGAAAGGGUGCUUGAGGGGAGGGGGGAGGGGAAGAAGAGGGAGUACCUGGUGGAGUGGAAGGAUGGGGGAAGGGAGUGGGUGGGGAAGGAAUGGGUGGCGGAGGAUUUGGUGGCGGACUUCGAGGCCGGGCUGGAGUACGGGGUGGCUGAGGCGGUGGUGGGGAGGAGGGAGGCGGCGGAGGGAGUUGGGAAGGAGUAUUUGGUGAAGUGGGUGGAUAUUGAGGAGGCGACGUGGGAGCCGGAGGCUAAUGUGGAUCCAGAGCUGGUGCAGGAGUUCGAGCGGCGGCGGACGGAGGCGGAGUUGCCGGCGGAGCUAUCGGCGGCUGCGGUAGCCGUGAAAAAGGAGGAGGAGGAGGACGGGAAGGAAUCUGGUGCACCGCAAGAGACGGCUGUAGGGUGAAAGGUUCUGUAUUCCCGAUUCUUCUCUCAUAUUUCUAGUGUAGUUUAAUGGCAUAACUUUGGUGAAAAGUCAAAAACUACAUUUGAUCAGAUUCAAUUCUUGUUGGUACGUGAGUGAGAAUUUACAAAAUCUUCCCGCAUGUCAUGUUGUGAAUCUACCUCUUUUUUUUUUUUUGAUAAAUUGGAUAUAUUGUGCCAUUUUAAUAUAAAAAAAUUCAUAGAAAUUAGAGAAUAAAAUCUCCAAAAUUUAUGAGGA
Messenger RNA from Phoenix dactylifera (date palm), 1668 nucleotides. NCBI's taxonomy places the organism in Eukaryota, Viridiplantae, Streptophyta, Magnoliopsida, Arecales, Arecaceae. The record is from RefSeq and is a predicted model, not a curated record.